This is a messenger RNA of Orbicella faveolata, 2238 nucleotides long. RefSeq lists its product as uncharacterized. Gene Ontology annotation, biological process: carbohydrate transport; transmembrane transport. The record is from RefSeq and is a predicted model, not a curated record. Gene Ontology annotation, cellular component: plasma membrane. NCBI's taxonomy places the organism in Eukaryota, Metazoa, Cnidaria, Anthozoa, Scleractinia, Merulinidae. Gene Ontology annotation, molecular function: symporter activity.
CCGCAUGUCUAAUUUCUUGUGAAAUGAUGAUAAUUGUGAGUUAAUUGCUAGUUCCUCUCUCAGUUUGCGUUAGACGUGGAAGUAGUUACGAACUAAAUCUCGUUUUGGGUACUGCAUGAUCGUCUACUUUCCAUCGUCUGAGCGCUUGAAUUGUUCCUCUCUAUUUACACUAGACAUGUUAAUACUUUCGAAUAAAACCCAACAAGACAAAUUUUAAUUUUGUCUCACUUCACUCUGACAACUGUUCCAAGUUUUACAGUCAGUUUGAACGUGUCUUUUCCAAAUUUCCGAUUCUUGUGGUUUGUAUUUCUUUAGAAGAACUUAAUGAAGACUCACUAUUUUGUUAAUUGAAGCGGAACAAAGACAUAAAACAAACGUUCUCUAGAAGUUUCUCAAAUAUACCUGCAGGCGAGUAUUGUGAGACAGAUAAAGAUGAAUUGUCAUUCAAACUUCCGUUUUUCAUAAUCACACUCAUGACCGAGCUGGUCGCCGUGCUCACGUAGUCUUGUCCAGUGACGUGUGGAGGAACCGGUUAGAGAACGACUCAAAGAAAGACGUUGAUAAUCAGAAAUAUCAUCGAAGUACUAGUCUUUACGUUUACACUUCAAGAAAUUUCGGUAUAGUCGCAAUCAGAUUUAGGAGCCAGAUCAGAAAAUAGCCUUGCUUGGAACCACUGGAUUAGUUGUCCUGAUCUUGUAAGUACAGACAGAGAUAAUUUCUCCCAGCGAGCACUACGGCAUACAUCGAUUUGAUCUUUACCUCUCUUGAACUGUGGUCAUAGUUUAAAAGAUUAGAAGUUUUUUCCAGGUAUAUUCCCGGCUAAAUGCACGAUUUUUUCAGAGACCAAGAAGCAGCAAACGUUCUGGAAAAAUGAGGGCAAGGGAACGGUUAUCUUGUGCAGUUGGAAAUGUGUUCAAUGACAUAUAUACACAACUUUUAUUCUCAUUCGAAAUCGUAUUCUUCAUGAAAGUGCUGGAACUUUCAGCAUCAGAAGCCGGGCUAUUAGUGCUCAUUGGAGAAAUAUCAGAAGCCUUAAUUUCUCUAUUAACUGGGUACCUUGGCGACUAUAUCAAUGUUCCUUUCCUAUCGAACAAAAUUGGCAGGCGAAAAUCUUGGCAUCUCCUUGCAACAUUUUUAAUGGCAAUCGGCAUCCCCCUUUUGUUUAACAAGUGCUUUUUGUGUGAUGGAAGAGAUCAAAGCUGGCUUCCACUUGUCUAUUUUGGCUUCUUCUCGGCGUUGGUUAACAUCUGCUUUAACGUGGUGGAGAUAAAUCACUUGGCAUUUGUCACCACUGUAGCUGAAAAAGUCUCGGAAUUUACAGCCCUUGUCGCCAUAAGGACUAUGUUUAGCUUCUUAAGUGGUGUUUAUGUUUACAUCAUCGCAUGGGCUCUCCUUGGACAAGACAGUGGAGAUAGCCUGGGGCCUACACACCUAUCAGAUUUUGCGUAUCUCUCUUGGAUUGCAACUGGAACAGGAGUCCUUUUUGCAACCAUUUUCUACAUUGGGACAAAAGAACCUCGCAAGACACGUGAACGAAAACCUAGCGCAUAUGUUGAUAUGAGUGUUGGCGGAUUAUUCAUGCUAGCGUUUGAAGAGGAAAACCAAAGCUCACGAAAAAACAGUCUUGCUCGUUCAAUCAUUGACAUGUUUGUGACUUCGUCGAAUGAAAAAUCAGACCAGGAGGAAAAACGACAUCAAGACACAGAAGAUCAUGAAAAUCGUCGGAGGAAAAGAAGCGUACUGCAGAAAUUUGUUGAAGUUUUAUUUUACGACGAGGAAGACGAGAUUGAUCAAAGUUCAUCACAAACUGAGACUGAGAAAUCAUCUCAGGAAGAUCCACAAAGCGAGGGCACAAGGAAGCAAAUGAUUCUAGGACUACAGAAGUUAGACCGUGAUCGUAAAAAGAGCUUGUUAGUGCGUGUUAUUGACGGACUGCUAUCUAGAUCAGACCACAUCCAACCAGAAGAGAUGUCAACUGAGAGCAUCGAAAACCACUUUGCAGUCGACAUUGGAAAUGAUGAAUAUACAACUGGUGAAAACUACUGGAGACAAGAAAGUCUCCAGGACAAUCAAAGAGAAGACUACCGGGAAAACAACAAAGAAGUAGAUUCAGUUCACAGAGAAAUAGAAAUUGACGAAGAAGACAAGCCUACAUUGUUUCCAGCCAAAUUUCAUGUUAAGCGUGCUUUUCUCAGAGUUAACAAUGACUCGGAGUGUCUAGAGCACUCAGAAUUGUAA